This is a messenger RNA of Saccostrea cuccullata (small rock oyster), 2810 nucleotides long. RefSeq names its product dnaJ homolog subfamily A member 2-like. Lineage: Eukaryota; Metazoa; Mollusca; Bivalvia; Ostreida; Ostreidae. Gene Ontology annotation, molecular function: Hsp70 protein binding. Gene Ontology annotation, biological process: protein refolding. The transcript has 7 exons. The coding region runs from base 56 to 988 and encodes 310 amino acids. Gene Ontology annotation, cellular component: cytosol; cytoplasm. The record is from RefSeq and is a predicted model, not a curated record.
CAUUUUUGGUGACCUGUUUGGAGGAAUCUUUGGCGGGGGAGGAGGACCUUUUGGAAUGGGGGGUAUGGGUGGUCGGCGAGGCAGGCGCCGGGGAGAGGAUACUCAUCAUCCACUCAGAGUGUCACUAGAGGAUCUGUACAAUGGAAAAACAGCCAAAUUACAGCUUAGUAAAACAAUCAUCUGUUCCAAGUGUAAAGGUGCUGGGGGUAAGCCUGGAGCCAUGCAGAAAUGUCGGACGUGUAACGGGCGGGGGGUCAAGGUCACCUUGAGACAGCUGGGUCCUGGAAUGGUACAACAGAUGCAGUCUGUCUGUCCAGAUUGUCACGGAGAAGGAGAAAUCAUAAAUGAAAAAGAUAGGUGUAAAGAAUGCAAGGGAAAGAAAGUGACCAAUGAAACCAAAAUUCUGGAGGUCCAUGUUGACAAGGGUAUGAAGGACGGGCAGAAAAUUACCUUCCGAGGGGAGGGAGAUCAACUGCCGGAGAUAGAACCAGGGGAUGUGAUCAUUAUCCUGCAACAGAAAGAACAUGAACUUUUCACACGCAAUGAUAAUGACUUGUAUUGUACAUAUAACCUCUCACUGACGGAGGCAUUGUGUGGUUUCCAAUUCACAUUAAAACAUCUGGAUGGAAGAGAUCUUGUGAUAAAAAGUCCCCCUGGAGUUGUUGUUAGUCCAGGAUCAGUACGAUGUGUAAUGGGAGAAGGAAUGCCCUUCUACAGAAAUCCCUUUGAGAAGGGGAACCUUAUUGUUAGGUUCGACAUCACAUUUCCACCUCAGAACUUUGCCUCUCCAGAAGAUUUACAGAAACUAGAAAAGUUACUGCCACCAAGACCAAAGAUAGAUAUUCCCGCUGGAGAGGAUGUAGAGGAAGUAAAUCUGGUGGAGUUUGAGGAAUCGCGAGGUCACGGUUCCCGACGGGAAGCUUACGAUGAUGACGACGAUGAUGACCAUCACGGACAUGGACCUCGAGUUCAAUGUGCACAUCAAUAACGAUGAGACAUUUUAGGAGAAUUUUUAAACUUUUCUGGGGGGAGUUUUAUCCUUUGUUGAACAAUUCCAUGUUGCUAUUGAAUAUCUUGACCAAUGUGUAACUAGAACUUAAACUUUAACCUACCCAUAUUGAAUUUUUUUGUUAAUCAGUAAAGGACGUUUCAUUUUGACCCAAAACAUAACAGGAUAUUACAGGAUGUUUGCAUUUUGUGUGAAAACUGAAGAGAAACCUAAGGGUCUUUAGAACUCAUUAUUGAGUUUUAUUUAGAGAUUUCUGUGAGACACAGCUGAGUUCCCCCUUCCUGCUGUGGCCUAUUUGUUGAGGCUUUCCAGUGUAAUUGUUGUGCUGAAUUUUGUCAUGUAUUAAGCUUUUAUUUUAUUGUCUUGUGACUAAUUUAAAAUUAUGACUUAAAACCCUGUCAUUUUUACAUGAAUUCAGUACCAGCACUCUCGUUGUCACCAAAAGCACUUAGCAAUUUUACCAACUAUUUCCAUUCAUCUUCAAGACUUGUAACAUGAGGUAUAUGUUUUUCACCAGUUCUCAUGGGAAUGCAGGUUUUCAAAUCUUAAGUACAGUGCAUUUUUAGUAGAUGCAUUUUUAUGUGUAAUUUAUACUGUUCCAUCUAAAGAAAUUUAAUGUUAAACAUGAUGAAUUCAUAUAAGUAAAUUGUAUUUUCAGAUUUCUUUUUUAAAACUGAUGUACAAUUUGAACAAACAUACAAGUACUUUCAUUUUUUAACUGAGUACUAGUACAUAUAUUAGCUAUGCCUGCCAACACAGAUGAUGGUGCAGACAGUAUGUUGUACCCUUUAGAGUUACAUUUCCUGAAUGUUCAAAGUCUUUUAAUUUAAUUAUUAAAUGACAUUUAUAUGUAUGUUAACAACAAGUAUCGAAAAAUUGUAGAUUGUAUUCUAAAUCACUUGUAGCUAUUUUGAUAAGGACAUUUUAAAAGCUUACAUUGGCCUUUUUCUACAUACCUGUAUGGAUGUUUGUUAUUGUUUGUCAUGUAUAAUUAUUAUCUUGCUGACCAUAUAAAUUCCUUACCAGAUCUAUAGAAAUGACUAUAACAUUUUUAGUACAAUUUGAUGAAUAUUUAGAUUUUUCCUUGAUUAUGGAAUGCUUAAUUUUCUCUAAACAUUUCAAGCAAUAAGUUCUAUAAAGAAUUAAUAGCAUGGGGAAAGUUUGAAAGAUUCCAUGGUUUAGGAUCCAUGAUGGGAUGAAAUUUGACGCAUAAUUGAAAAUACGUGCAUCUCCAUCUUUUUAAAUGGAAUGUUGCAUGGUUAUUAAUGGUACGUAACCCUUAAACAUAUUCAUAAAUUCCUGGUCCCAAUUGGAGAUCUGGAUACAGCAAACCUUUGAGAAAAAGUAAUUUAUCCAGGAAAAUUUAACUAGCAUACCUCUACAAAAUUUGUGAAGUGGGUGUCCCUUAAAGUUCAGGCUCCAGGUGGAUUAAAUUAAUCAUUUUAUUUUGAAAAAUCUUUUCUACUCAAAAUCAACAAGAAACAAGUUUCAGAUAACAUGCAUACUGAACAAAGAGAACUCGGAUUGUAGAAUUUGUCACUUGAGUGAACAUGGAUACUCAGGUGACCUUUAAAGCCCCUGGGCCUUUUGUCCGAAUGUCCAACUUACUUGGUCUAAACCUGUUAGGAGUUAUAUGUCAGCAAGAGGAACAUCAUGCCAUAUUCAGUAUUCAUAACAAACAAAGAACAUCAGGUAUUCUGUAACAUUUAACUCUGUCAUCAAUCUAUACAUUAUCUGACAAGGUCUAUACUUUUUCCGUAUGGGUCUUAUAUAGAACAAAAUAAAAUGAACUUGAAUGAGA